Molecule: messenger RNA, 1893 nt
Organism: Xiphophorus maculatus (southern platyfish)
Lineage: Eukaryota; Metazoa; Chordata; Actinopteri; Cyprinodontiformes; Poeciliidae
Gene: yipf5
Product: Yip1 domain family member 5
Exons: 6
Coding region: 95-868 (257 amino acids)
Biological process (GO): regulation of ER to Golgi vesicle-mediated transport; vesicle fusion with Golgi apparatus; endoplasmic reticulum to Golgi vesicle-mediated transport
Cellular component (GO): membrane; trans-Golgi network
Source: RefSeq, a predicted model, not a curated record
CGGCUUUCCGUCUUUCUCCUGACACGUAGCAACCACAGUGGAGUUGGCAGGGCUCAACUAAGUGUUGUCCAGCUGACAUCACAGCAGAGUAAGAAUGUCGGGAUUUGAUAACUUCAACACUGACUUCUACCAGUCGAGCUACAGCGUAGAUGACCAAAACCAGGGCGGAUAUGGCUACAGCAACUCUGAAAACCCUUACAACAAGCCGUAUGGUCAGUAUGAUUAUUCGCAGCCGAUGGGCUACCCAUCCCCAGGAAUGAUGCAACCCCAGCAGCCGUAUACAGGACAGAUCUUCCAGCCCACACAGACCUACACCCCAAAUGCAUCACAGUCCAUGUACAGUAACAGCUUUGAUGAUGAGCCGCCACUGUUAGAAGAAUUAGGGAUCAAUUUUGACCAUAUCUGGCAGAAGACUCUCACAGUUCUCCAUCCAUUGAAAGUAGCAGAUGGGAGCAUCAUGAAUGAGACAGACCUGGCUGGUCCGAUGGUCUUUUGUUUGGCCUUUGGGGCAACUCUUCUCCUGUCCGGUAAGAUUCAGUUUGGUUACGUGUACGGCAUCAGUGCGAUCGGUUGCCUCGCUAUGUACUGCCUCCUCAACCUCAUGAGUAUGACGGGCGUGUCCUUCGGCUGCGUGGCCAGUGUGUUGGGAUACUGCCUCCUUCCUAUGAUCAUCCUCUCCAGCUUUGGAGUUGUUUUGUCAUUACAGGGCAUGAUGGGGAUUAUACUAACAACAACAAUUAUCGGCUGGUGCAGUUUCUCUGCCUCAAAGAUCUUCAUAUCAGCGUUGGCUAUGGAUGGGCAGCAGUCAUUGGUUGCUUAUCCAUGUGCUUUGCUAUACGGGGUCUUUGCACUCAUCUCUGUCUUCUAAAAAAAUCUUUGCACAACAGUUUAAAAUAACUGCUCCCCACUUUCUGUAUUUUCAGUCUAAUUAGCAUCAAUGUAAUUAGUGUAAUUAUUGGCUAAUUACACAGUUGCUACAGAAAAAUUGGAGCCUCCUUGUCUAAAUGGCAUCUAGGAUUUUCUUCUUUGUAAAAGCCGCCUCCUCUCGCCACAUUCCGACCUGAAGCCAUGAAGGCUCAAGUGAUUCGUAUCAUCUAGGAAUCCACUGCAGCUUGUUCCCUUCAUGCAUCUUAAAGAAGAGGACUGUUAAAUAAAUCUGAUAGAAAAACAACCUUCUCUGGACCAUUUUUGACCCUUAUAUGGCAUCAUACAGCCCAAUGAUUUUUUUUUUUCUAUUUGAGGAAAAAAAGUUUAUUUCAGGCAAACACCCACAGGAUCUAAAACAGCAACUCUAAGGGAAGCAAUCAACUUCCUGUCUGCAUUGGUCCACAGCUGUUUAUGCUGCUUUUCCUCAGUGAAUGUUUUAUUGCUCAAACCUUUUUAAUCCAUGGAGCCAUGGUCUUCUUCAUCAGAAAGAUAUCAGCUAUGCUGCAUCUUCUGACCUAUUUUAUUUGAUCUUAAGAUAUUCGUUUGAGCGUCAUUGCAUUCAGAAAAACACAACCACAGUUGCACAGGGGUGUUGUUGUAACAAGUAAAAAUAAAUGGAUUAACUAUUGGGAAUAAGUAGUCUGGAUGAAACUCUCCUUUGUCCCGACAUACUUGUUUCUAUCUACAGUUCUUUUCUAAUUUUAGAGACUCUUCUCUUUGUAUGCUUUGUGUUUUCUGUACAUGUUUGCUCAUCCACAUUAAAGUUGGUUUUGAAAGUUUUUGUGAUUACAUAAUGCUUUAUAUGAUCAUCAUUCUUGUGGAAGUUGCACAUAUUACAGAAUAAUGAGAGGAUAAACGGAUUGAAGAUGCAGACCUUUUUGUUUUAUGACGGAAGACAUUUUCAACCACCUUUUGUAAAAAGCGUCUUACUCGAUCAAAAUAAAUCAUUUACAAGCUUUGUCCACA